Mustela lutreola (European mink) is the source of this 1562-nucleotide messenger RNA. RefSeq names its product transmembrane protein 219 (gene TMEM219). NCBI's taxonomy places the organism in Eukaryota, Metazoa, Chordata, Mammalia, Carnivora, Mustelidae. The coding region runs from base 548 to 1270 and encodes 240 amino acids. The record is from RefSeq and is a predicted model, not a curated record. The transcript is spliced from 6 exons.
CCGCAGGAGGGGCUUUGCGGGGCGGAGGGGAGGCCCAAGGGCUGCCCCUGCGGCUGGACUCAGGCUCCGCCCUCCGCCUCCGCGCUUCCUCCCCCUCCCCGGAGGAGCCGGGACGGGAGGCCGGGCAGGGACUGGGCGCUGGGGACACCCGCAUUUCCCUGGAGCCCGCCUUCCCCCACCCACCCCGGACGUCGGUCCCGUCUUGCAGGGGUUCCUGUUCAUCAGCCUGCGGCCUCCUGCCUGGGAAAGGGCGCUCCCCCUGGACGCGGAGGACGGGUUCCGAGCUCGGCCCCGCCGCCCCUCUGUGAAAGUCCCCGCAUCUCAGUUUCCACGACCGUAUUUUCUUACCUUGCGUGGCCUAGUUUUCAAGUUCAGUAUGACACGGUGAAACAGAAAGGCAGUGGACACGACCGAGUUCCUGCAGGGCCGCGUGCUCUGCAAGCCUGCCUGACCCGUCCCAUCUCGCCCCUACUGUCGGCCGGUCUGUCCCAGGCCCCUACCCGCGCAAAGCAGGCUCUCCGUGGAGGCCCGGACCCUUCUCCUCCCCAUGGGCAGCUGCCAGGCAGGGCACAACCUGCAUCUCUGUCUGGCCCACCACCCACCCCUGGUCUGUGCCACUUUGAUCCUGCUGCUUCUUGGCCUGUCAGGCCUGGGCCUUGGCGGCUUUCUCCUCACCCACAGCACUGGCCUGCGCAGCCCUGACAUCCCUCAGGACUGGGUCUCUUUCUUGAGAUCUUUUGGCCAGCUGACCCUGUGCCCCGUGAAUGGGACAGUCACAGGGAAGUGGCAUGGGCCUCAGGUCGUGGGCUUACUGACCACCUUGAACUUCGGAGAUGGUCCAGACAGGAACAAGACACAGACAUUCCAAACUAUGGUCCAGGGUAGUCACAUGGGAUUGAAAGGAUCUUCUGCGGAAGAGCGGGUCCUCAUUACUGCCAGAGUGACCACAGAAAGGACCCCAGGAACGUGCCUGUAUUUUAGUGCUGCUUCAGAAAUCCUGCCCUCCAGCCAGCCGCCCCUCUCCUGCUCAGAGGAGGGAACAGGAAAUGCCACCUUGAGUCUUCAGACGACUGAGGAGUGUGUCAGCGUCUGGAGCCACGAAGGCCUUGUGCUCACCAAGCUGCUCACCUCGGAGGAGCUGGCUCUGUGUGGCUCCAGGUUGCUUGUUUUGGGCUCCUUCCUGCUUCUCUUCUGUGGCCUUCUCUGCUGUCUCAGUGCUGUGUGCUUCCACCCGCGCCGGGAGUCCCACUGGUCUAGAACGCGGCUCUGAGGGCGCUGGCCUAGUUCCCGUCUUGUUCUCAGAGAGCGGGCGAGCACCCAGGAGCCGGGGCGAAGCGGACCCCACUGAGCGGGGACCCCCACGCACGGGGGCUGGAUCCCGGGACUCCAGGACCGUGACCCGAGCCGAAGGCCGACGCUCAACCAGCUGCGCCUCCGGGGCGCCCUCUGCCCGUUUUCAGUCUCCGUUUUCUGCAGGUGUGAAUCGGCUUCUGCGGACUUUGUUCGAAGGUGGAGGAAACGGAGAGCCGGAAUGUGGGGAAUAAAAGGCUCUUUCGCCCGGC